AUGCCCUUCAGUAGUUCAUUCAGCAUGAUGGCUGCGGAUGCUCACUGCUGCAUCCUGCAUCCGCACCGGCUCUCUCUCCUCUUUCUGACCGUCACCCUCUCCUCUCUGCCGGCCCCAACAGCAGCGCUGCUCGGCGUCCGGCCAGAGGACACACAGAGCGGAGAGUUGUCCGUGCAGAACGGCAUACUUAGGGCGACCGAGGGGACCCGCUUCAUGCUGAGGGUUUACUACUCCGUAUCUCCAGCUACGGAGCAUCCCAAUAACCUGAACAUCAGCGGCAGACCUGAUGCCGCCCCCGCAGCCCCAUGGAUCGCGUUCAUAGAGGAAACAGGAGGGGACAGCGGGGACACGGACAGGCGGCUUCGGUCCAGGGGGAAUCCAUGUGAAGAGGAGAAUGCCCGGAGCUCUGACAUCGAGCUGCUGGGCUCUUUCAAAUCCACCUCAAGUCACAACUCAGUUUUGGUGGAGCUGCUUGCCAAAGACCUGCGCAGAGGGGAGGUGAUCAAAUACUACUCCAUGUGCGCUUUUGAUGGAGUGAAAUGGGAGCAUUUCAGCACCAGAGACUUCUGGUUGGCAGUUGUGGAGAGACCUCAAGAGGCAGACGUUUGGCUCCAAGCGGGGGUCUCUGUGCUGCUUUUGGGGUUGUCAGCGCUCUGCAGCGGUCUGAACAUCAGCAUGCUGGCCCUUGACCCUGUGGAGCUCCGGGUCCUGCAGAACAGUGGCACAGACAAGGAGCAGAAAUACGCACGGAAAAUCGAGUCUGUGCGUAAACAUGGAAACUACAUCCUUUGCACUGUAGUACUGGGCAACGUGCUUACUAAUACAUGCUUUGUGGUCUGGAUGUGCCAGAUUUUAGGGAUGACUGCUCUGUCAACUGCCUCUUGUACUUUGGGGAUAUUCUUUAUUGGCGAGAUCUUACCUCACUCCGUGGCGUCCAGGCACAGUCUGGCCAUCGCCUCCAAGACCCUCUGUGCGACCCGCCUCCUGAUGCUGGUGUUUUUCCCCAUCGCCUACCCAGUCUCCAAAAUUUUAGACAUCAUGCUACACCAAGAGAUCAGCAACUUUUACACCAGGGAAAAGCUGGUGGCCAUGCUGCGCGUCACAGACCCAUACCACGACCUGGUCAAAGAAGAACUCAACAUUAUCCAGGGAGCCCUGGAACUGAGGACCAAGACCGUGGAGGACGUGCUGACCCCACUGUCCGACUGCUACAUGCUGUCGUCGGACGCCGUGCUUGAUUUCUGCACCAUGUCCGAUGUGAUGCAGAGCGGCUUCACUCGGAUCCCGGUCUACGAGAACGAGAGAUCCAACAUCGUGGACAUCCUGUUUGUCAAAGACUUGGCCUUUGUGGAUCCUGACGACUGCACUCCGCUUAAAACAAUUACUCAGUUUUACAAGCAUCCCAUGCACUGCGUGUUCAAUGACACCAAGCUGGAUGUGAUGUUGGAGGAAUUUAAAAGAGGUAAGUCCCACUUGGCUGUGGUGCAGAGGGUGAACAGUGAGGGAGAGGGAGACCCCUUCUACGAGGUGUUGGGCAUCGUCACCCUGGAGGACGUCAUAGAGGAGAUCAUCAAGUCCGAGAUUGUGGAUGAGACAGAUCUGUAUACUGAUAAUCGGACCAAAAGGCGGGUGUCCAACCAUGAGAGGAAACAGCAGGAUUUUUCCAUAUUCAAACUGGCAGAAAAUGAGCUGAAGGUGAAGAUUUCCCCCCAACUGUUGCUCGCAACACAUCGCUUCUUGGCUACAGAGGUGGAACCAUUCAGGCCGUGUCACCUGUCAGAGAAGAUCUUGCUGCGUCUAAUCAAACAUCCCAGUGUUGUGCAGGAACUUAAAUUCAAUCCCAAGAACAAACACGCUCCUCAACAUUACCUCUUCCAGAGAAACAAACCUGUUGACUACUUUGUUCUCAUCCUGCAGGGACGUGUGGAGGUAGAAAUAGGAAAGGAGGCUCUUCGCUUUGAAAAUGGAGCAUUUUCCUACUAUGGCAUGCCAGCACUCAUCCCACCCCUGCCUAUCGGUCACAGGUAUAGUUCGCGAGGCAGUGGUCUGAACCAAUCAGAUUCAUUGCUAAGUGGAAGCAGUAUGGGUCAGCUCACUACAGGAGGAGGAGUCUACUUGCCAGAUUACUCAGUCCGACAGCUCACAGACCUGCAGAUAAUCAAGAUUACCAGGAACCACUACCAGAAUGCUCUGACUGCCACAAGGAUGGACAGCUCCCCUCAGACACCAGACCCGGUGGACCCUGAUACUAAAGGGAGGCCUCCGGUCCCAGAGGCCCGCUCACACAGCAUCGCACUCCCCCUCACACACACACACACACGACUGGGACUAGCACGCCUCGCACACCUCCAUCCCCACGGUGGCCUUCGCAACACCUCCCAGCUCAAUGAAAGAAACCGUAUUGUUCGCAGUAAGUCUGAUGGCCAGAGGAGUCCGAACGAUACCGUGUUCCUCCGCAUGGAUGAGAUUCCCUACAUUCACGAGGACCGACCGGAAAAUUACGGAGAGGAUGGUGAGUAUGUGCCUACAGAGUCUCAGCCGUCCACCUCUCCCUUGAUCGGUUCUCUGUCUCUAUCCAGCUCUGAGGAAAACAUCGGAAAGAAGCUAUUGCGUAAAUUGAGUAACAAGAGGAGGAAAAAGUCUCGGGAUGGAGAUAAGAGUUUGGAAGAAGGUUCAGAGCAGCCGCCAGUGACAAGCUAGCACAGUGACACUGAAGAAGAGGGAUGAAGCAGACGCC
Scomber scombrus (Atlantic mackerel) is the source of this 2737-nucleotide messenger RNA. Its product is annotated as metal transporter CNNM1. The transcript is spliced from 10 exons. Gene Ontology annotation, biological process: magnesium ion homeostasis; transport. The record is from RefSeq and is a predicted model, not a curated record. Gene Ontology annotation, molecular function: transmembrane transporter activity. Bases 1 to 2700 code for a protein of 899 amino acids. NCBI's taxonomy places the organism in Eukaryota, Metazoa, Chordata, Actinopteri, Scombriformes, Scombridae. Gene Ontology annotation, cellular component: plasma membrane.